Messenger RNA from Galleria mellonella (greater wax moth), 958 nucleotides. Its product is annotated as 3-oxoacyl-[acyl-carrier-protein] reductase FabG-like. The record is from RefSeq and is a predicted model, not a curated record. Bases 82 to 840 code for a protein of 252 amino acids. NCBI's taxonomy places the organism in Eukaryota, Metazoa, Arthropoda, Insecta, Lepidoptera, Pyralidae. Gene Ontology annotation, molecular function: oxidoreductase activity. The transcript has a single exon.
UCAUCAAUUCAAGCUGUAAGUCUCAGUUUUGAAAAAGAUAUUCUACCAAGUAGACGUCGUUCCGCGUAAAGAUUUUUAACAAUGAGUUUUGCAAACAAAAUUGUUUUAGUAACUGGCGCGAGCGCUGGUAUUGGUGCAACCACGGCUGUAAUGUUUGCUAAAGAAGGCGCCAAAGUAGUCAUUUUGGGUAGGAACGAGGCAAAUUUGAAGAAAACCGCCGAUGAAAUUAAGAGAAUUGGAUCCACACCAUUAGUAAUCAAAGCAGAUGUAUCUAAAGAUGAAGAUGCUAAACGAACAAUCGAUAAUACUAUCGAAAAAUUUGGUAAAUUAGAUGUACUUAUCAACAAUGCUGGUGUUAUGCGUUUAGGACUUUUAAUCGACAACAGUAUAAUUAAAACCUAUGAUGAAAUGUUAAACACCAAUGUUCGUGGAAUGGUUAAUUUAACCAGCUUGGCAGCGCCACAUCUAAUAAAAACUAAAGGUAAUAUUAUCAAUAUAUCCAGUAUAGCUGGAAAGAUUCAUUUUCUACCAGCGUUGAAUGUGUACGGUAUGUCUAAAGCUGCUGUAAGUCAUUUCACACGAGGAGCUGCUAUGGAGUUGUCACCACUUGGAGUUAGAGUAAAUACUAUAAGUCCAGGUCUGGUCGGAACGGAGCUUACAAUUAAAGCUGGAGUAGAUAUUCCCAUAGAGGAGUUUAGUAAAAAAUCAUUACUCGGUAAAUAUUCAAGUUGUGAAGAAGUCGCCGAGUUGAUUCUUUAUUUAGCUAGCGAUAAAGCUAAAAGUGUUACUGGAUCGAAUUAUUUCAUUGACAAUGGUUUGACGAUGGGCGGCGAAGAUUGAGUAUUGAUUGAUUUUAAAAACUUUAAUAUAAAACGAUUGCCUUAGUAAAUUAGUGAAGCUCUUCCUUUGAAUUGUCUUAAUUUGUUUAAUAUUGUGAAAUAAAUGUAUUUAAAAAAUA